AUGAAAAGUGUAAUUGAACUAUUGAACAAAUGCAAUUAUUCAAAAAGGCGAAUCCAUGAUUUUGGACAAAUUUAAGAUGGAAUCCUAUUUGCAUAAUUGGAAGAUGAAUUCUUUAAAACCGACUUGAAACAACAUCUCUGGAACUUGAUUAUAACUCAUUUGUAAAGGAUAAGAAGAAAUCAUAACCUAUAUACUAAAGAAUUUAAAGAAGAUAUUGCUAAUUCUGAUUGUAAUGAAGAAUUAGCUAAGUUUAUCAAAUAUUUUCUAGAAACUAUUUUUUAUGUAAAUAAAGAGGAGGCCAUUUACUAUAUGAAAUAAUGUACAGUUAAUUAGUAAGAAGAGAUAGUAUAAUUUUUGUAAAAUGAUUUAUUGGAAUCAAAUAGUCUAUAAGACUUAGGACCAUGUGAGUUUUAAACAACAAACACCAUUAUAUCACUUGAAGAAAACUUGUAUAGCAAGGAUAAUAUCAUCAUUUAAUAAACUAAAUAAAUUGAGUAGUUGAAAUAUGAUUAUCAAAAUAUCUUAGAUGAUAUGAAAACUAAAAUUGAUAUGCAUGAAGAAACAAUCGAUAAAUUAACAGCUCAAGCUAAUUUUUUCUUAGAAAAGGUCAUUUGUGAUGAUUUUGAAGAAGCAUGUUAUAAAUUUCAAGAAUUUGCAAAAGAUUAAGAAAAAAAUAAAAAGUAAAUUGAAGAACUUAACAAUUUAGUGUAAAAUUAAUAAACUGAAAUUUUGAACAAAAGGAAGAAAAAUUAAAAAUUGAAAUCAUAAUUAUCAUCUAAUCAACCUACUGAAAGAGCAUCAUUAGAUUAUGAAACUACAGAUCAAAAAGAUUCUUCUGAAACUAGAACAAUUGAACUUCUUAAAAAGGAAAUUCAAAAUUAAAAGGAUGAAAAUCUAAAACUUUUGAGUAAACAAGCUGAAUAUGAAUAAUAAAUUAGUAAGUUUAGAAAAAAAUUAUACGAAUAAGAACAAGAAACUGCUUAAUAUAAAAAGAAGAUGGAAAAGUACAAAUUAGAAUUAGAUGAUUAUUUAAAUUCAAAUUAAGAAAAAAGGACAUUUUUAGAUAAUCAUAGACCUUAAGGGUUAUUGUCUUCUAAUACCAGCUAGAUUAUAGAAAUAGAAUAAAAAUUUGGGGUGUCCCCACAGUUAAAUGGCUUUGACAUUAAUUAAUCAUUAAUUAGGUAUGAACAUCCUGUUAGCUAUAUCAAUUAAUCUUUUAAAAGUCCUGAUGAAAAUAAUGUAGCCAAGCUUUAAUUACAGAUAGCAGAGAAAAAUAAUAAAAUUGCCAAUUUAGAAAAAUAAAUCAAUGUAAUUUAACACGGAACUCAUUCAAGGGGAGGCUCUUUGACAAAGUUCACCCAAAUGUAAUAGGAAAGACAUGCUGAAUACUCAAAUUUAUUAGAAAAUAUUGGUUUUUAUAUAUAGUAUACUAGAAUAAAAGACUAAGAAGUCAAACAAAUAAAAGAGUAAUAAAAUGAAAAUUUCUAAACAAUUUGUCGGUAAUUAAUCUAAUAGAAUCGAUAAAUAUAGAAAUUGAACGCUCUCAUCUUUGAGUUUCAAAACUAAGAAUAAGUAAAAGAAAAUAGUCAAACGUAAAAUGAAGAUCCAUAAAACUUACAUCAAUAUUAUAUGUAAGCCUUAAAUGAUAAAGAUAAAUUAUUACAAUUAAUAACUACAAUAUUCUAUGAACAUGUAAAAAUUUGA
Paramecium tetraurelia is the source of this 1704-nucleotide messenger RNA. RefSeq lists its product as uncharacterized. The record is from RefSeq and is a predicted model, not a curated record. NCBI's taxonomy places the organism in Eukaryota, Ciliophora, Oligohymenophorea, Peniculida, Parameciidae. The transcript has 4 exons.